This is a messenger RNA of Heterostelium album PN500, 4086 nucleotides long. Its product is annotated as calcium-binding EGF-like domain-containing protein. Gene Ontology annotation, molecular function: protein binding. The coding region runs from base 1 to 4086 and encodes 1361 amino acids. The transcript is spliced from 8 exons. NCBI's taxonomy places the organism in Eukaryota, Evosea, Eumycetozoa, Acytosteliales, Acytosteliaceae. The record is from RefSeq and is a predicted model, not a curated record. Gene Ontology annotation, biological process: sexual reproduction.
AUGAUAGAUCACAGAAAAUUAAAAUAUUUUCUAUCAAUAUUCUUAUUUUUUGUAUUAUUUUCAAAUAUUAAUCAUAGUAAUAGUAAUAAUAAUGGGAAUAUAGUUUUGGCGGCAAAUGAAUAUCUUAUUGAAUGGGAAACUGUUUGUCAGGAAAAUAACCCUGUGAGAGUGUCAACCUAUAGAAAUCAAACAUGUUAUAAUCAAGGAUCAAAGUCCUAUCGAUACACAUUCACCAUUGCUUUUGGAGAACCUGUUGUAAGGGAAGGAUUCGAUGGUUUGGAUUGUAUUGGUACAGCUACAGUAUAUCAAGGAUCAAUGCUGCAAUGCAGUAACAACAUAUUGUUUGUAUAUUCAGCUGACCCGAUAAUUGAAAAACCUGGCUGGGUUGCAGUUGAAAAUACACCUUCGACAAUGUCGUCUGGAUGUGGAUCAAUGGAUAGUGCAAGACAUCUAUUCAAAUUAAAUACAUGUACUCAACCUUUUGGAUCGACCACCAAUUUCUAUAUUUCAAACGGAGAUGAGAAUCAAGUGAUAGGUGAUCUCAAUGCUGCUUCAUGUACACCUUCAACACUAAAUACGUAUCCUCGAUGCUCUCCUGGCUUGUCUGGUAUUGUUACGCCUCCAUUUGAAUGGAUUGUCCCUCCUAUUACUUAUAUUUCCAGAGCUCAACUCAAACUUGAAAGUUUUUCUACAACCUUUAAGUUUCCAUAUACCUAUAAAACGUUAAAUCAAAACUAUUCGAGAGUGUCAAUUUCUAUGGAUGGAGGUACAGAUCUAUUUCCAAGACCUCUUUAUGUUUCUCCAAAUAUUGAUAUUCCACUACCACCUGUCAUUAACUCUUUUUCUUAUGUGAGCGGAACCACUUGGCUUAGACUCACUUAUAAUGCAACAAAUUCUCCAACUUCAUAUCAAGUUAGUGUUAAUUAUGUUACUCAACUACAAUGUGAACAAGUAUCAACUUGUACUAUUCCAAAUCUGAGUCCAGGAUAUCAAUUUCCAGUAGGGAUUGUUGCUUCUGGUAUUGGUGGUGGUAGUGCUCCAUUCUCUGCAACUGUUGCCACCUAUAAACUGUUGGGUACGCCAUUAAUCACUAUGGCAGUUGGCUACGCUAAUCAAAUAGUUGUUCAAUAUACAUCAGCCGAUGGAAUUCCAGGCCAAACUUAUUAUACUGUCUUGCAGGAUUCAAUUGAAGUGCCUGCUUGUAAAAAUAUAACUUUAACUCAAUGUGUUAUCACUGGACUCCCACCAGGCUAUAGCAAGAGUGUGACAGUAUCUGCAGUAAAUGACGGACGUACUAUGGUUUCAUCUGCUAAACAAGUUACUUUUACCGAACCAGUAAUGACUGUUACUGUAACUAGAAUCACCACUACAUCUCUUAGUAUUCAAUACAGUGGAACAAUGACUCCUACUUCAUAUUCUGUAUCUUUUAAUAGUAUCGAUCAACCAAGCUGCUCGUCUACUACCACUUGCACGAUCUCUGGAUUGGCACCUGGCUCUCCAUUUUCAGUAUCGGUGAUUGGUAUCAAUGAAGUUGGUAAUUCUCUGCCUGUAGUUAAAACUGGUCAGAUCUACAAUAUCAUUUCAGCUCCCAUCAUUUCAUUCACGCCAUCGGCAAGUCAAAUCAUUGUUAAUUAUCCAGUUACCGAUGGUAUUCCAAAUGAAACAAGAUAUAGUGUUAGCAUGGACGGAGUUGCAGUUGGUGCUUGUGCAAACACUCUGUCAUCUACAUGUACCAUUCCCGUAGCACAAAAAGAAUAUUCACAUAACUUUUUAGUUCAAGCCAUUAAUGAUGGUAUUUCUAAACAAAAUUCUUCAACACUUUAUUUCUAUUUACCUGUUAUAACUUCAUAUUCACUUAUUGAAAAAAGAACUAGAUCCAUUAGCUUCAAUUACACAGUGGCUAGUGAUGUAACAUAUUCCCUUUAUGUAAGAUUUAAUGGUGCUCCACGUCCUGUAUGUUCUCGUGGCAAUAAUUGUACUCUUGGUGGACUAACUCCUGGAAUGACAUACAAUAUUACUAUUUAUGCAGUAAAUUGGGCCGGAGCAACAGAGAGUGUAUAUCUUUUAGGAAACCUCUAUUCACCAAUAAGUACACCUACCAUUAAUUUACAACCAUCUCCAAAUGAAUUGAUAGUCGGGUACAAUGUAACUGGAGGAAUUCCUUCCAAAACUCUUUACACUACAAAGCUGGAUGAUAUUGAUGUUCCUAGUUGUAUCAAUAUCACCGAUGAAUGUGUUGUCAAUGGAAUUCAACAACCAUAUACUUAUAACAUAACUGUUGUUGCGACCAAUGAUGUAGAUACAACUCAAAAUUCAACAACUAUUGAUUUUCUUCAACCAACAAUGACAAGUUUGGUUUUAAAUGAUACCAGAACCACAAGUGUUUCAUUCAAUUACACUGCCACUGGAAAUCCUCAGGGAUACAAAGUUUUCGUAAACGCUAUUCUUCAACCAGCUUGUACUUUACUAAACUAUUGUGUUGUAAAUGGACUGGACAAUGGAUCAAAUGUCGAUAUAAUGGUCAAUGCAUAUAAUGAAGAUGGAGAAUCAGCAGCAUCUAUAAUGAAAGCCACACUAUAUCCAUCGAUUUCCGUUCCAAUUGCCAAUGUAACAACCACAGCCAAUUCCAUACUUUUGGAAUUUUCUUCAACAGGUGGUGUACCAAAUGAAACAUUGUAUACAGUAAGGAUCAGUACUGAUAAAGUUGCUGGUUGUAUCCAAAUUACAUCGCUCUCAUGCUUAAUUUCCAAUCUCAGUCCACAUUUCUACUAUAAUAAUAUUAUAUUAACUGCCUCCAAUGAUUUUGCCUAUGAAUCUAUUCAACUGACAGCAUCAGCAAGUGAUAACAUACUAUAUGGCUUACAGUUUACAGAUAUACAAAGUACCAAUAGAUCAAUCAAUUCAGUAUGGACCAGUGUAGUUGGUGACAAUUCAAGUUGGGCAAUCGUUUGUGGAGAUAUUUCAAGCACCAAUUGUCAAGUUGAUAACCUAAUUCCAAGCACCUUUUACUACGUAAUGGUCACUGGCAAGAACACUUUUUAUAAAACCAUUUCGAAUUAUUCUUCGAUAAAGACUCUUGGUAAUCCGGAAUCGAGUUGCACUUGUUCUGUCAAUGGAAAGUGUGAUCCAAUUUCAAGACGUUGCGUUUGUUUAGAAGGAUGGAUUGGUGCCAACUGUGACAUCAAAUAUGAAAAGCCAUCGGGUGGAAAUCCACCAGAUAUCAUUCCAAAUCCAAACGAUCCAAGUAUUAUUGUAGUAGAUGGUGGUAGUGACAAUAGUUUUUUCACAUUUAGUCUUAACAAGAUAAUUGAAAAGACUAGUGAAGAAACGAUUGUAACCAUUGUGGAAUUGACUGGAUUGAAUUGGACAUUGUCAAAGACUAUCAAUCAAACUAUAGUGCAUCCAACCACUGGAACUAAUAUUACCAUGAAUCAAUAUUCCUAUAAUACCACUCACCCCAAAGCACAGUCAAUCUCAAUCACAUUCACACAGAUACUACCGAUUAACAACCAAACAAUUCCUGACUAUCCAAUGGAGUUUGCUGGAGAGAAAUUCAACUUGACAGCUGGAUCACUUAAAUAUCAAAUCGAUGUGAAGAGAUGGAACUUUACCAGCAGGCUGAAUGUUCUGGAGAUCCAAUCAUCGAUUAACUCGCCAUAUGACGAAUGUUACGAUUCCAAUUUAAUGUAUUCCGGAGAGACUUCAACUUUUAUCUUGGAGCAAGCAGACGGUCAUAUUGUCUAUGGUAGAAUUAGCGAUAGAGCAAUUUUGGAUACUAUACCAAGAGUUACCAAAGUAGAAGUCAGCGCACAGAAUGAAUCGACAACCAUUAUCUCAAUGAUAGUAUCGCACUUUGAUAAUGAAAUGACAAUAGAUCCAGAUUUUUCAUUGCUGAUCAAUACCAAUCCGAGAACCAACCAUUGUGAUAAAAAAUCAAAUGCCUGGCGUAUCGCUGUUGGUGUGGUAGUUGGUGGUGUUGCUUUAAUUGCUGCCGGUGUCGUUACAGUUCUGCUAAUUAAAAAGAGGAAAACCGCUAGAAAAUAUAAUAAGAGCAUGGAAUCAAAAUUAAAGAAAUUUAACAAUUAA